UCUGCCUGUGUCACACAUACCCCUGGGAAGGCUGGUCCUCUGUAUAAACCCCGGCAGCACAGAGCGAAUUCCAUCCAAGGGCUGCACUCGGGACUCAGCACAGCCUGGAGGAUGAGCAUGACCAUGGAGAGUCAGCGACUGUCCUCAUAUCGGCGGCGCUUCGGCCCCCAAGCCACCGCUGUCCAUCAACCCCUGAGAUCCUCGCCCCUCUUAUGGCUCAUGUCGCCCAGCCCCAGCACCAGAGUCUCCAUGACCAAGAAAAAGAGCUCCAGCCUGAGCAUCCGUGCCGGCCCCAGGUUCUUCCAGGACAAAGCCGAUUUCUCUCUGGCUGAUGCCCUCAACACCGAGUUCAAGGAGACACGCACCAACGAGAAGGUGGAGAUGAUGGAGCUGAACGACCGCUUCGCCAGCUACAUCGAGAAGGUGCGCUUCUUGGAGCAGCAGAACAAGGUGCUGGUAGCGGAGCUCAACCAGAUCAGAGAUAAGGAGCCCACCAAGCUGUCCGACAUCUAUCAGGAGGAGCUGAGAGAGCUCCGCCGGCUGGUGGACCAGCUGUCUAAUGCCAAGACCAGGCUGGAGAUCGAGAGGGAAAAUCUGCUGGAUGACGUCAACGGCCUCCGGCAAAAGUUACAGGACGAGAUUAAUCUACGGCUGGAAGCUGAAAACAAUUUGUCUUCCUACAGACAGGAUGUUGACAAUGCUGCAUUAGUGCGCCUGGACCUGGAGCGGAAAGUCGAGUCCCUGCAGGAGGAGAUCAACUUCCUGAGGAAAGUCCAUGAGGAGGAACUGAGAGAGCUGCAGGAGCAGCUGGCGCAGCAGCAGGUCCACAUUGAGAUGGACAUGUCAAAACCAGACCUGACGGCUGCGCUGCGGGAGAUCCGCAUCCAGUACGAGUCCAUGGCCUCCAACAACAUGCACGAGACCGAGGAGUGGUACAAGUCCAAGUUUGCAGACCUGACGGACGCAGCAGCUCGGAACAUUGAAGCCCUGCGCCUGGCCAAGCAGGAAGCCAAUGAGUAUCGGCGCCAGCUGCAGGCACUCACCUGCGACCUGGAGUCCCUGCGGGGGAUGAAUGAAUCCCUGGAGAGGCAGCUGCGGGAGAUGGAGGACCGCUACGCCAUUGAGACAGCCAGUUACCAGGACACAGUCAUCCGUCUGGAGGAGGACAUCCGGAGCCUCAAGGAGGAGAUGGCUCGGCACCUCCAGGAAUACCAGGACCUGCUCAACGUCAAGCUGGCCUUGGACAUUGAGAUUGCCACCUACCGCAAGCUCCUGGAGGGAGAGGAAAGCAGGAUCACCAUCCCCGUGCAGACCUUCUCCAACCUGCAGAUCCGAGAGACCAGCCUGGAUACCAAGUCAGUGUCUGAGGCUCACCUGAAGAGGAACAUCGUGGUCAAAACUGUGGAGACCAGAGAUGCAGAGGUGAUCAAGGAAUCCACCCAGGAGCACAAGGACUAAGGGGGCGGCAGAGGAAAGCAUGCAGCCGUAGAUCACUAGCAGCGUAGAUCCCGCCUGGCACUCGGCCCCUCCGACGUGGAACCAGCAGGGCCCAGUGGCUGCGAGGGACCCACCCGGAGGGAACGUGUUUCGCUUGCUGGAAGUGGAGUUAACGAGACUAACUGAGGAGCUAGAGUAACCAGCGCCCCUUAGAACUGCUGCGCACGGUUCCAGUGCGGGCCGCGGGCUAGCGCUUCACCCUAGCCCCGUCUCUCCCUCUCGCCACCCCUGCCCAUUCUCCCGUCUGCCCUGGUCCGCUGCAGUCUGUGGGAUAGGCCUGCUGAGCUGCUCCAGAGUCUGGCAGGGUUUGAGGCCCUGCUGAGGCUGUCAGAGCUCCCCUAGAGAGAGGGCUGUGCUAGGCCCACCCAGAAACCCCCUAACACCGGCUCCCUUGGGGGGCUCUGCAGGAGGCUGCGUGGGGAAGGCAAAGCAAUCGAAGGCCCAGCUCAUGCCCACAGAAAGGGCCAAAUCCAUGGCCCAGGAGCUGCAGAGUUUCCACUGCCUCCUGCACCCCACCACCUGCCCCAGAUCUCAAAGCUCCUAGGAUGGUGGAGACCCUGAUCCCGGCUCAGGCCCAGGCAUCCCCAGGAGAGGUAGGAGAGGCCCUGAGUGCGAGUCUGCCCAGGGAGACCCCCGUGGAGUUGCAAGAGCGGGGGAUGCUGUGGAGAGCAGCUCUCCU
This is a messenger RNA of Gopherus evgoodei (Goodes thornscrub tortoise), 2176 nucleotides long. RefSeq names its product glial fibrillary acidic protein (gene GFAP). Gene Ontology annotation, biological process: intermediate filament organization; regulation of chaperone-mediated autophagy. Gene Ontology annotation, cellular component: intermediate filament; cytoplasm; cell projection. The coding region runs from base 112 to 1458 and encodes 448 amino acids. The transcript has 9 exons. NCBI's taxonomy places the organism in Eukaryota, Metazoa, Chordata, Testudines, Testudinidae. The record is from RefSeq and is a predicted model, not a curated record. Gene Ontology annotation, molecular function: structural constituent of cytoskeleton.